AUGAGGAGGCUACUAUCCUGCCCAUCUCUAGAGGAAUUUCUAGUCAAAGACUGUGACAAGUCUGUCCUCUUCUUUGAUGAUGAUGGUGAUGAUGUGUUUGGAGGAGGAGAAUUGCUGCCAUCUUCUCGUCUUCAUUCAUUACAUAUUAUUCGGUGUGCUAAGGUCAGGACUAAGAGGAAAGGUGUGGGGGUGGGUAAGGGUGCACAAUCUGACUAUCAAUUUCCUCAGUCCUUUUCCUUUGCAAAGCUGAUAAUAACUGAUUCCUUUAUAAUUUCAGUGAAUUGUAGACUUAAACGAAGAUCUACAGAUUACAGCUCCUUCCUCUAUCGAGGCGAAGGAGUUAGUUGCAUAUCAAUCGUGUUUUCCAUUUUCGGUUAUGCUUUGGAGCAGGAGCCAGAGAGGGCUUGUACAAUUUUGAAGAAAGGAGAGGGCUUCAAGGACGACAAGGGGAAGAUUCUAAUGUUAGCUGAAGAGGCAGGCCAGAUUCCAAAGAAGCCCAAAAAUCAGGACACCGGUUUCGAAAAUGAGGAGAUAAAUGAACUGCUCUUGAGUUUUGCUGAAGCGGGAGUUACUAUGAAUCAGCAGACUGGUUUGAUCUUGAACAGAGAUGAAGAAACAAUGCAGACUCCAUAUCGGUGUCUUGCGCUUAAUUUCGCUAGCAAGGAGCUAGCUAACUGCUGUAAGAGGCAAGUAUCUCGAAGGCAUUGUGCUGUUUAUACUAAUUUUCAGGAGAUACAGAAACUGCUCUUGAGUUUUUCUGAAGCUGAGCUAUUGUUGGGAAGAUACAUGAAUUUCUUUUUGAGUCCAGCUGAAGUAGGAGCUGCUGUUGUGAGACAUAAAGGAGUUGAUCUGCUGGUUAGGCUUGAGGGUUACAACAUGAUGCCGACUGCUGAGCACUUCUAUCUGUUGAAGACUUCCGAUCAUCAAAUGAGGAAAGACUGCCGAUUCUCCAGGACAAAGAUGCCAUUUAUGAUCUCCUGCGUAAUAUUAGCAGGAGAUCUUACCAAUGAUGGACUAGAACUGAAACUGGGACUUGGCAACGGUGAUGGAGACAUUGAAUAUGAAUUCUUCCAUUCUGUAUCAAGAUUUUGA
Dovyalis caffra is the source of this 1092-nucleotide messenger RNA. The record is from the annotation of a GenBank genome assembly. Lineage: Eukaryota; Viridiplantae; Streptophyta; Magnoliopsida; Malpighiales; Salicaceae.